AUGGCAUCUCCUUCGUCGAGGAAGCCUGCAGUCGAGCAAGAACAAUUCCAUACCCUUGUCAACCAUCGAGAGUUUCCGGCACCCUUGUCUGCCAUCGAGCGCGAUGAGUACGAUGUCGUUAUCAUAGGCGCCGGUCCGGCAGGGUUAUUCCUGUCCUCCGCUCUCGCUCGUUUAGGAGGCCACAAGGUCUUAACGAUCGACCAACGUAUCCAGCCUACAGAAGCAGGUCGUGCGGAUGGUAUCCAGCCUCGUACAGUCGAAGUUCUCAAAAAUAUGCAACCGCUCGGUGACGAUUUGUUCUCUCGUUCGAGCGCAAGCUUCGAACGAAGUUUUUGGAAUCCAACUAAGGACGGGAGAGGGAUCGAACGUUCACGAAGAGUACAGUCUUUCCCUACUCAUUUGGAGAUCGAGGAUAAUUGCACUCUGGGCUUACAACAGGGUUUAAUCGAACAGGGCUUUCUCCGCGAUAUGGAAGCCCACGGAGCGCAUGCGACAAGACCAUGGACGUUCAAGUCGUUUAAAAUCGUCGAGAGUGACUCAGAUUACCCAGUUCACAUCACUUUGCAACAUGCAAAGGAACAAUUUGACCGGAGCGUUCGUGCCAAGUAUAUGGUUGGAUGUGAUGGUGGUCGUUCGUCUGUGCGACAUUUCCUUCAGGUUCAUCAUGGAUUCAAAUUUGAUGGAGAAUGGGUGGAUACUCUUUGGGGUGCUAUUGAUGCUGUGGUCAAAAGCGACUUCCCGGAUCUUCGCAAGAUCGCUACAAUUCACUCGAAGAACAACGGAGCAAUGUACAUAUUUCCACGGGAAAACUCCGCCUCAGGCAAGCCUAUCGUUCGUCUAUACACACAAGUAAACGUUGUGGAUGGAGUCAAGGACAAGAGCCUUGCCCAUGCAGCCCGCGAUUCAGUGACAAUGAAGACUAUUAUCGAUGCAGAUAAGAAAAUCAUUGCACCGUACAAGCUAGAGUUCGAAGAAGUUGAAUGGUGGACUGCUUAUCCUAUUGGGCAGCGACUUGUAUCGUCGUACUCACAUAAGAACCGCAUAUUCUUGGCAGGAGGUACGGUUGGCACUCGUUUUCUCGGAUGUUAUGCAUGUCACACGCACUCGCCGAAGGCUGGACAAGGCAUGAACACCGCUUUAAUGGAUGCUCACAAUCUCAGCUAUAAGCUCCAUCAUGUCCUUUCUGGGCUAGCUAAACCAAAUCUUCUCUCCACCUACCACACCGAAAGGUGGAAAAUAGGCAAACAACUUAUUGAUUUCGAUGCAGAGUACGCUGCAAUUUUCUCAGGCGAGAUUCCAAAGAAUCGGCCUGAAUUGGCUAAAUUAUCUGCGGAAGAAUUGGCGGACUAUUUCCUUCACGUUCAACGGAGAAAUGCGGACUUCACUUCAGGGGUUGGGGUUGUUUAUGCAGAUGAUCCACUUACGGUUUCGAAUGCCAAGUUAUCGAAGUUUGGUUUAGAACUUAUCAAAGACCUGAAGCUGCGUGCUGGUGAACGGUUAUUAUCUGCUUUCGUCACCCGGGUGUCGAAUCUUCAGCCUGUUCGUCUCAUUCACGAGAUCCAAUUUGAUGCACCUGGUGCUUUCCGCCUUUAUGUGUUCGGUGGUGCAUUUGACUCCUGCAAGCGAAGACUUCGGGCCUUCUCUACGUACCUUCUCAAACCGAACAGCUUCGUUCAGAGGUUCAAGCCCGCAUUGCCGAAGGGUGCGAAGAGAGUUCUGCCUGCUGCUAUGAAUACGGGUGUCACAGGUUACGAGGAGCUGAAUCCGUGGUUCAAUAUCCUUACUAUCAUUCGAAAUAGUCGCUUCCGAUUCAAUUUGGAGGAUUUCAAGGACUUCCCCGGUCUGAACUCGAUGUUGUACGCUGAUGAUGAGGAACAAGGAGGCGAUAAGAUUGGUGAUGCCGAUGGAGAUGCUACGGUUGGUGGAGUGCAUCGCAAGUAUGGCCUCGACAAUGACGGGGGUAUUGUUAUUUGCCGUCCAGACGGAUAUGUCGGUAUCGUUGUACCAAUCACUCAGGCAGGCUUCAUUGCAAUCGAUAAAUACUUCGGCUCCAUCCUCCUCCCGACCACCCAUGAGACGCAGCCGAAGCCACGACUAUGA
Molecule: messenger RNA, 2100 nt
Organism: Cantharellus anzutake
Lineage: Eukaryota; Fungi; Basidiomycota; Agaricomycetes; Cantharellales; Hydnaceae
Product: FAD binding domain-containing protein
Exons: 11
Coding region: 1-2100 (699 amino acids)
Molecular function (GO): FAD binding
Source: RefSeq, a predicted model, not a curated record